This is a messenger RNA of Mus caroli (Ryukyu mouse), 1945 nucleotides long. RefSeq names its product EGF like domain multiple 8 (gene Egfl8). Gene Ontology annotation, biological process: anatomical structure development. The record is from RefSeq and is a predicted model, not a curated record. NCBI's taxonomy places the organism in Eukaryota, Metazoa, Chordata, Mammalia, Rodentia, Muridae. Gene Ontology annotation, molecular function: signaling receptor binding; calcium ion binding. Gene Ontology annotation, cellular component: cell surface; extracellular region.
AUGCCCGGAUGCUUGGUCUGGGGUGGGGACCCCCUUGGUGUUUCCUUCCUCUCAAUGCCCAUUCUGUGUGGGUUCCUGACUCUGCGGGUUCUUUCCUGCUGAAGACAAUUCUCUUCCUAUCCCAGCCUAGGGUUAGGGGGCUAAGCCCCAGGCUCUGCCAGUUUGGGCCUCAGCCUCAUGGGUGGAAUUGACCUGCCACCCCCGGACUAGACGAGGGGGCUGAGGGUCAGGGUGGGCAUGUGUCAUCCCCCUUGACCUUUGGAGGCCAGGACCGGGUGAGGGGCUGUACAGUGAAUCUCCCUUUGCCUGGGAGAAGGAAUUUAGACUGAGACAAUAGGGCCCUGUCUGUUCUGGCUUGGGGGUGGUGCCCCUCAGCCCCCAACAAAUGCCAUCAAGAGAUGGAGACAGUUUUUCCCUUGGCGCCUUGGGCUGCCCCUGCCCUUCUGUGACGGCUGCUUUCUUUCCUCAGCCAAUCUGGCCUACUUGGCCUUGACCUGCUCUUGCUUUGUCUCCCGCCCUCUCCCCCUGCCCUCACAUUAUCCCACAGUCUUGUUAGGCUGAAAGGGGGUGGGAUACUGGUUGCUAUUAGAGAUGGGAACUUCUGAUUUGGGGUCCAUAAUUCAGGGACCUCCGAAAUUGUGUAGGUCCUGCUGGAGCAACACUUGGCUGAAGAUAAGAAGGUGAGGAAGGCAGGGCCUGUCUACUGAGCCAACCAGCCUGAGUCUGAAGAGCUAGUGGGAGGGAGACUGCUGAGUGGUCCAGCCCCUCUGCAUCUUCUCAGCCUGAGAGGCCCACCCACCAGUGUAAGCUGCGGCUGCUGGGGCUGUUGCAGCUGCAGCCUCCUGGACGGGAAACAGCCCUCAGAGUGAAGGAGCCAUGGGGCUCUGGGCUGAGAUGUGCGUUUCCCUACGAGGACUCUCGUUCUUCCUGGUGCUGAUGACAGGCGAAGGGGCCAGAGGAGGAUCUUUCAAAGAGAGUUUGGGAGUGUGCUCUAAGCAGACGCUGCUGGUUCCUCUCCGUUACAACGAGUCCUACAGUCAACCGGUGUAUAAACCCUACCUGACCCUGUGUGCGGGGAGGCGCAUAUGUAGCACUUACAGGACCACAUACCGUGUGGCCUGGCGGGAGGUGAAGCGGGAGGUACCACAGACACACGUGGUGUGCUGUCAGGGAUGGAAGAAGCCACACCCAGGAGCUCUCUCCUGCGACGCCGUCUGCUCCAAGCCUUGUCUUAAUGGAGGUGUCUGCACUGGACCAGACCAGUGCGAGUGUGCCCCAGGCUGGGGAGGAAAGCAUUGCCACGUGGAUGUCGAUGAAUGCAGAGCCGGCCUUACCCUCUGCUCUCAUGGCUGCCUCAACACGCUGGGCAGCUUCUUGUGCAGCUGUCCACAUCCCCUGGUGCUGGGUCUCGAUGGACGCACCUGUGCAGGGGGGCCUCCAGAGUCCCCGACAAGUGCCAGCAUCCUCAGUGUGGCAGUUCGGGAAGCAGACAGCGAGGAGGAGCGAGCCCUGAGGUGGGAGGUUGCAGAGCUUCGUGGGCGUCUGGAGAGGCUGGAGCAGUGGGCCACACAGGCUGGGGCCUGGGUUCGAGCAGUGCUGCCCAUGCCCCCUGAAGAGCUGCGGCCUGAACAGGUGGCUGAGCUUUGGGGCCGGGGUGACAGAAUCGAGUCCCUCAGCGACCAGGUGCUGCUACUGGAGGAAAGGCUGGGUGCCUGUGCCUGUGAGGAUAACAGCCUGGGCCCAAGCCUGCGUGGAUGACGAGGAAUGCCCGCAGCAGCUGGGGUCCCCAACUUAUACAGAAGCUACGCCUGCUAACCUGGGAUCAGAAGAUAUGGAUAUCAACCACUGAGGUGCAACAGGCCGCAGAGAACCCCACGUCUCUCUUUCUCUUUAUUUUCAGUUGCUUGCUGUUAUCCAGAUAAUAAAAACCAACCACACAAAACUG